AUGGGACUCUUUCGAAAACUUAAGAAAUUUAGUAGUGCUCAUAUAUCACCAUUAUCAUCAAAUGGUAAACAUCAAAUAGGAGAUGAAGAUUCAUCAUUUAAUCUUGAUUAUGGCCCUUUACCACGAAGUUUUUUUGAUGCAGUCAAUGGUGCUCGAGAACAGCAUGGUUAUGAAGCACUUCCUGUUCUCCCCCCUCGUAAACCGAAGCAUAGAAGAGAUAAAAAUUUUAUGAAUCAAAAUGUAAGACCUGAAUUUGGUGGAUUCAAUCAAAAUCGACGUGCUUCUAAUGAACAAGGAUUUGAUCGUUCCGCUCGACGUGAUUCAUUUGAGCAAUUUCAACAUCCUUUACCAGGUACUCCAGUUAAGUAUCGUCGACGACCAAUUUCACCUCAACUAUUACAGCCAAGUGCCUCUUCUCCAGCUUUUGUUGGUCAACAUCCGGUACCUGCUUCUCCUGAUAUGCUCCGCCUUCAUCAACAACAGGUACAACAAGCAAAGCAGCAAGCACGACAUUUUAUGAGGCAGCAGCAAAAACAACAACAGCUACAACAGCAACAUAUACAACAACAACAAUUACUACAACAACAGCAACAGCAACAUAUACAGCAACAACAAUUACUACAACAACAGCAGCAGCAGCAACAUAUACCACAACAUCAUCCACAGUUCGAUAGAAUGGUGCAGCCUCAGGCUCAAUUUUAUCCUCAAUUUCAACAUCCUCUCUACCCAUCGAUGUACCCUAAUGUAAAUAUGCCAAAUUGGUUUAUGAUGCCACAACCGCAACAACAACGUAUGUAUCCAUUCUUUUAG
Molecule: messenger RNA, 810 nt
Organism: Adineta steineri
Lineage: Eukaryota; Metazoa; Rotifera; Eurotatoria; Adinetida; Adinetidae
Source: the annotation of a GenBank genome assembly